Sphenostylis stenocarpa is the source of this 489-nucleotide messenger RNA. Lineage: Eukaryota; Viridiplantae; Streptophyta; Magnoliopsida; Fabales; Fabaceae. The record is from the annotation of a GenBank genome assembly.
AUGGGUCAUCAUGCAAAUGGAGCAGUUGAUUACAAUGAGAAAAUUCGCAGCGCACGUGAUGGAUCACGUGACGGAUUGAAGAAACUGUGUAUUCCUUCGUUCAUCCGUGACAAUGUCCGGUACCCUCAGGAAGCAUACAUUGCUUGCUGCAGUAAGAGUACCUACCCUGUUGAUAAUGUCAGCAAAGAAGAAAACAGACGAAAAUCACAACCGGACAAGGGAAGCAGUCAUGAUAUUGAUCUUAGUGAACCACCUCAACAAAAGCCAAGGAGAAAGAAGAGUCCCAAUGUCAUUAAAGAGGACAAACCCAAAAGAACUCGGAAUCCUGUUACACCGAAGCCUGUUCAAUCAAAAGAAAACCCAACUGAUAAGAGGAGGUAUGUAAGAAGAAGAGUAAACAGCAGUUCUGCUUUUCCAACAGAAGUGACUGGAGAGCCAAGUAAAGAAAAGCUGCCUGAAUCUGCCCAAUGUCAUGUAGAAGGUCUCUAA